UUGGCCGGGGAAGGAUGCUAGGGCGGCGGCGUCAUCGUGCGUGAUAACCCGUUGUCGACCGAGUUCGGCCUUCUGAGACAAGUCAGCGCUUUGUUCUGUCAGCCGCGCUUGUUACCGCGAGGCCUUUUGCUUUCUAUCGUACACUUGUUUGCAAAGAUGGUCUACGCACUGCUCAACGAAGCAGCGCCAGAAUUCACUGCUCCCUCGGCGGCUUCGGGUUCGUUCACUUUCAAGCCGGAUGGCCAGCCGACUGUUCUGUAUUUCUUCCCCAAGGCGGGCACGCCCGUAUGUACGGCUGAGGCGUGUAACAUGCGCGACACUAGCGCAACGGACGACUUCAAAGGCGUCAAUGCCCGGGUCGUCGGCGUUUCGGCAGACUCGCCCGAAGCUCUGAAAGCUUUUGCGAGCAAGAACAAGCUAGACUUUACUCUGGUCUCUGACUCAGACCGCAAGAUUCGAGCGCUCUACAAGAUCCCAGGAUCAAUGAUGGGUCUCAUGGACGGCCGAGUGACGCUGAUCAUCAAUGACAAAGGCACGAUCGUUGCUUCUGAGGAUUCCACAAUCAGAGCUGGUGCACACAAGAAACUCGUCAAUGACUGGCUGCCCAAGCUCAAGCAAUAGACCUCACAUUCGCUUACAACAGGCCACUCACCCCGCACGAUUGUUAUAUCAUGCCUGUAAGAAACGCAGCAUCGUCCCUUGAGCUUCUCUCUGCCACACAUCGAGCUCCUCAUAAGUGUCCAGGCAUUCCUGUGCACGAUCAUUAGUCUGGCGAAGAGGUUGUGCAAAGGAUCGGCGUACCGUGAGUGAGCUUUCAGUGAAUCCUUUGGCAAGCACGCGCUCCCUGAUCUCGCGCAAGCUGAGCGCAUCGUCUUCUUCAGAAGCAG
Mixia osmundae IAM 14324 is the source of this 887-nucleotide messenger RNA. RefSeq lists its product as uncharacterized. The transcript is spliced from 3 exons. The coding region runs from base 157 to 621 and encodes 154 amino acids. The record is from RefSeq and is a predicted model, not a curated record. Gene Ontology annotation, cellular component: cytoplasm. Gene Ontology annotation, molecular function: thioredoxin peroxidase activity. Gene Ontology annotation, biological process: cellular response to oxidative stress; cell redox homeostasis. NCBI's taxonomy places the organism in Eukaryota, Fungi, Basidiomycota, Mixiomycetes, Mixiales, Mixiaceae.